Molecule: messenger RNA, 706 nt
Organism: Rattus rattus (black rat)
Lineage: Eukaryota; Metazoa; Chordata; Mammalia; Rodentia; Muridae
Gene: Svbp
Product: small vasohibin binding protein
Exons: 3
Coding region: 188-388 (66 amino acids)
Biological process (GO): negative regulation of protein ubiquitination; protein secretion
Cellular component (GO): apical part of cell
Source: RefSeq, a predicted model, not a curated record
ACCUCAGGCCGCGGCCCCGCCCUCCCGGCGCGGCCCGCCCAGUCCAAGGGCAGCGGGCUGGGCGCUGCGGUCCCGCGGAAGGGGGAGGCUAGGGUAAACUCCGCGUGGGGGCUUGUCUGCGACGUGGCGGAGUUCGGGAGCCUGAGGCCGGGUCAGAGCUGAUCAAGAAGCAUUCGGAAGCCAAACCAUGGAUCCACCUGCCCGGAAAGAAAAAUCCAAAGUUAAAGAACCUGCCUUCAGAGUGGAGAAGGCUAAACAGAAAUCUGCCCAGCAGGAGCUGAAGCAAAGACAAAGAGCAGAGAUCUAUGCUCUCAACAGAGUCAUGACGGAGCUGGAGCAGCAGCAGUUUGAUGAGUUCUGUAAGCAGAUGCAGCCCCCCGGGGAGUGAGCCAGCCUGCAUCCCAGUCAGAGGGACUGCCUUUGUCUGUGAGCUCAUUCCCACUGUUCGCCGGGCUGGCCCACUGGAGCCUUACAGAACUGAUCAGGACUUGUGGAGACCUCUGCACUGACUUUCCUAUGGGUAACUUCCACCUCACUGGUUUCUACUCUCAAAAUGGCCCAGUGCUUGCUGGGUAGACUUUUCAUCUAGGACAGUGGAUUUUUUCAAAAAGAUCUCUUUUUUCUAUUGUUUGAGAAAAAUCAUUGUUUCUUGUGAAACUGUGUUUCUUCCCUAAAAAUAAUAAAAUACAAAAAUGUUUGUCCUUGC